Phoenix dactylifera (date palm) is the source of this 2297-nucleotide messenger RNA. RefSeq names its product beta-amylase 8-like. Gene Ontology annotation, molecular function: beta-amylase activity. NCBI's taxonomy places the organism in Eukaryota, Viridiplantae, Streptophyta, Magnoliopsida, Arecales, Arecaceae. Gene Ontology annotation, biological process: polysaccharide catabolic process. The record is from RefSeq and is a predicted model, not a curated record.
AAUGCCAUCCCACACAAAUAUGGAAAGGAAAUAAAGAAUUAUAAAAAGGGCUCCCCUCUUCUGAUCCAAAAAACCCUCUCCAUCGGUAAUAAGAACGGAGAGAUGGUGGAGAGGGGAAAGAGGAGGACUUGGACUUGAGAUUGGGGAAAGAGGAGGGCUUGGACUUGAGGCGAGCGCCGAGCGAUGAACGUGAAGCAGGACGUGGAGCAGCAGCAGCACAGCGACCACAACUCCGACCAGUACGCCCAGCCCCCGCCCCAGCGCCGCCCACGGGGGUUCGCGGCGGCGGCGGCGGCGGCGGCGGCCGCGGCCGCGGGGGGUUCGGGGAAGGGGCGGAAGGAGCGGGAGAAGGAGAAGGAGCGGACGAAGCUCCGGGAGCGGCACCGGCGGGCGAUCACCAGCCGCAUGCUCGCCGGCCUCCGCCAGUAUGGCAACUUCCUCCUCCCCGCCCGCGCCGACAUGAACGACGUCCUCGCCGCCCUCGCCCGUGAGGCCGGAUGGAUUGUCGAGCCCGACGGCACCACCUACCGCCCCUCAUCGGUCUCGCCCUCGCCCUCGGUCGCCGUCGCGGCCCCGGCGCCUCAUCCUCCGCCCCCCCCUACGCAACUGGCACCAUUUCCUGUUAGGUCAAUUGAAAGCCCCCUCUCCACCAAUUCUUUGAAGAACAGUUCCAUGAAAGCGUCAUUGGACUCUCAGGCAUCUCUUCUCAGGAUUGAUGAGAGUUUAUCCCCAGCAUCUCUUGAUUCAGUGGUUGUUGCAGAAAGAGAUGCAAGGGGUGAGAAAUGUGCAAAUGCCAGCCCUAUCAACUCACCAGAGUGUGUGGAAGCUGAUCAGUUGAUGCGGGAUUCUGCAGAGGGUGAAGGUGGUUUUGGUGAAACUCCAUAUAUUCCAGUUUAUGCAAUGCUUCCUGUUGUAAUGGCAUUUCAUGAGUGCGGAGGAAAUGGAUCUGGUGAAAUGCCAAUUUCCCUUCCAAAGUGGGUUCUGGAGAUUGGAAAAGAUAAUCAGGAUAUAUUUUUCACAGAUCGUGAAGGGAGGAGGAACACAGAAUGUCUUUCUUGGGGUAUUGACAAGGAACGUGUAUUAAAAGGAAGAACUGGCAUUGAGGUUUGCUUUGACUUCAUGAGAAGCUUCCGUAUGGAAUUCAAUAAGUUAUUCGAAGAGGGUUUCAUUACUGCUGUUGAAAUUGGACUAGGUGCUUCAGGGGAGUUGAAAUACCCAUCACAUCCAGAAAGAAUUGGAUGGAGGUACCCUGGUAUCGGUGAGUUUCAGUGCUAUGACAAGUACAUGCAGCAGAAUCUGCGACGAGCAGCAAAGUCGCGUGGACAUUCAUUCUGGGCCAGGGGGGCUGACAAUGCUGGGCAUUAUAAUUCAAGGCCACAUGAAACUGGAUUUUUCUGUGAUAGAGGUGAUUAUGACGGCUACUAUGGACGCUUUUUCCUUCAUUGGUAUGCACAAACCCUCAUAGACCAUGCAGAUCAAGUAUUAUCGCUUGCAAACCUUGCAUUUGAAGGGACACAAAUAAUUGUAAAGAUUCCAGCUGUUUACUGGUGGUACAAGACUGCCAGCCAUGCUGCAGAGCUUACAGCAGGAUUCUAUAAUCCUACAAACCAAGAUGGUUAUUCUCCUAUCUUUGACAUGCUCAAGAAACAUUCUGCAACUAUGAAAUUUGUCUGCUAUGGGCCACCGCAUUCUGCUCAGGAAAGUGAUGAAGCAUUGGCUGACUUAGAAGGUUUAAGUUGGCAGGUGAUGAAUUCUGCGUGGGAUCGUGGUUUGGCGGUAGCUGCUCAGAGCACUUUUCCAUGUCAUGAUCGAGAGACAUACAUUAGAAUCAUAGAAAAUGCAAAACCGAGAAAUGAUCCAGACCAUCGCCACCUCUCUUUCUUCACAUACCAACAGCUGACUCCUGUAUUCGUGGAAAGAGAAAUGUGCUUCUCAGAACUGGACAGUUUCAUCAAAUGCAUGCAUGGGGAAGUUGUCAGUGACGUCCAAGCUUAAUUUCCAUGCUGCAAUAUUUCAGAUUGUCUGCGGUUAAAGGAGGGUGAUAGACGGAAAGUUAACUGCCAAUGUAAUGACAGUCGACAGCACCUGCAGGUGUGCAAUCCUUGAUAUUGGUUGGCUGCCCUGAAAAGCUUGUAAUUCAAUCAACCCAAUUAUUUCUUGAUGCUCUCCGUUCUACCAGCCAAAUAUUGUCAUGAUUCCUUGAGGAUGCUUAAACAUGGAAUUAUGUUGUACCUUCAAGUUACUCAUCUAUACUACCAAAAGGAAAAUUUCUUUUCCCCGUCCUUGGGAUUUUUCUA